AUGAAUCGGGAUUUCGUGUUCAACCACCAGCAAGAUCGGCCCAGUACAUGGUCCAGGGCCGGGAGCACCCUCAAUCGAUGGCUUUGGGGCGCCUUAUGUUGCGGGGUGCCCGGAAUUCCGUGUUACUUUUGCAAUUGCUGUGAAAGGUUGGAUGAUACCACUAUUGAAAGGGACAGGUCCAGAAUCAAUCAAUCAACAGCAACCGCGGAGCGCAUGGCGCGACCACACCGCCCCCACGCGCCCUGCGGCAGAAAAUCCACUCCUGAAAUGCUCUCAGCAGUCAGAUGCGCCCUAUCCCAACUCCAAGGAGAGCCUGCGCCCCCUCUGCCCGUCUCUUCGGGGGAGAAAAGAUACAUGCCCGACCCUGGUUGA
Messenger RNA from Amyelois transitella, 372 nucleotides. RefSeq lists its product as uncharacterized. NCBI's taxonomy places the organism in Eukaryota, Metazoa, Arthropoda, Insecta, Lepidoptera, Pyralidae. Bases 1 to 372 code for a protein of 123 amino acids. The transcript is spliced from 2 exons. The record is from RefSeq and is a predicted model, not a curated record.